Acanthoscelides obtectus is the source of this 672-nucleotide messenger RNA. Lineage: Eukaryota; Metazoa; Arthropoda; Insecta; Coleoptera; Chrysomelidae. The record is from the annotation of a GenBank genome assembly.
AUGAAGCCAUCUAAACUGCAAGAUUAUCUGAGAAGAUGCCACCCUGAUAAAACAGAGAAAGAUUUGAAAUACUUUCAAACACUCAAAGAUGAAUUUCAGAAGAGACCUACACUGCACAGAAUGUUCGCUUCGACGUCACAAAGAAAUGAUGAUGGUUUGCGGGCGUCUUACAAUAUCUCGUUACUUAUAGCAAAAUCCGGAAAACCGCAUACUAUCGGAGUGAAGAUAAUUUUGCCAGCCGUUGAAGAGGUUUUAAAAACUGUUUUACACAAACCUGCAUCUGAUAUCUUUAAAAGAAUUCCCUUAAGCAACAAUACUGUUGAAAGACAUAUUGAUGAAAUGAGUUCUGAUAUUGAAAGCUUCUUAUGUAAUUAUUUGCAAACGACCCAUUCCUCUAUACAACUGGACGAGUCCACUUUACCUGAUAAUGCAGCAUUGUUAUUGGCAUAUGUUCGUUUUAUUAUGAAUCAAGAAAUCUACGAAGAACUGCUCUUCGCAAGAACUUUGAUAACCGACACUGAAGGUGAAUCAAUAUUUCAUGUUUUGAAGGAUUACUUCAUUGAAAAAGCAAUUCCUUUAUCAAAUAUAACAUCAGUAGCUACAGAUGGAGCACCUGCCAUGGUUGGACGUUAUCGUGGAUUUAUAAGCUAUUUAAAACAAAAUGUGUGUUAG